Selaginella moellendorffii is the source of this 1585-nucleotide messenger RNA. RefSeq names its product amino acid transporter AVT1E. The record is from RefSeq and is a predicted model, not a curated record. Gene Ontology annotation, cellular component: vacuolar membrane. The transcript has 3 exons. Bases 93 to 1238 code for a protein of 381 amino acids. Gene Ontology annotation, molecular function: amino acid transmembrane transporter activity. NCBI's taxonomy places the organism in Eukaryota, Viridiplantae, Streptophyta, Lycopodiopsida, Selaginellales, Selaginellaceae. Gene Ontology annotation, biological process: amino acid transmembrane transport.
CUCGUCCCGCAAGAUCUCGAGCAUGGCGAUGAAUUGCAAGAAGAACAAGGACGAAGCUCCUUCUUCCAAGCGCUUUUCAACAACGUCUGGGGAUGCUCUCGUGUCCAUACUCUCUCCACAAUGGCGGAUGGCUCGGCCUGAUCGUCCUCUUCUCGUGCGGCGCAAUCUUUUGCUACACGGCCUACAUCCUCGCCCGAUGCCUUGGAAGCAAACCUGGAACAUCCACCUUCCAGCAAGUCGCAGCUCUGGCGUUCGGGAGAACCGGGCGGACCUUCGUCGCCGCGAUCGUUGACUUGGAGAUCCUGGGAUCGCUGGUGGGCUUCACAAUCUCGUUGCGUGACAACUUAGUCAGGAUCUUCCCACACGCAGGUGUCCAUCUCCCGUGGCUGGAGCUCGCGCCUACGCAGUUCCUCCCCAUCGCCGGCGUGCUCGCGGUUCUUCCGAUCAUCUGGGUGAGAGACUUGAGCUGGCUCUCGUAUGUCUCGCUGGGUGGAAUCGCAACUUACUUGAUCAUCGUCCUGGGAGUUCUCUGGGCCGGGAUAGUCGACGGGAUUGGAUUCCACCACUCGAUCGCGCUCGUGAAUCCGACAAAGCUCGCCGAAGUCGCUGGCCUCUACGCAUUUUGCUACUCGGGACACGUGAUCCUUCCCAGGAUCUACAGCUCCAUGAAAGAUCCAUCGCAGUACCCAAAGGUGGCUGCUCUAAGCUUCUCCAUCGCGACGCUGAUCUACGUGGUGGUGGCGAUCGCGGGCGCCACCAUGUUUGGCUCCUCGAUCCAGUCCCAGGUGACUCUCAGCCUGCCCAAGGAGCUCGCGGUGGCCAAGCUGGUGCUGUUCCUGGUAGUGCUCAUCCCUCUCACCAAGUACGCGCUCGUCGUCAAUACCCUGGCAGUACACAUGGAAUCUCUCAUUCCGUCGCCACCAUCGCUCUCCGGCGGCGGCGGUGGCGGUGACGGAGCCUGGCGGAGCUGGAGCAGCGUCUUGGUGAGGAGCGCGAUCAUGGCGGUGGUGCUGCUGCUGGCGCUGGCGGUCCCGGCGUUCGAGACGACGGUAGCGUUGAUCGGGUCGGGCAUCAGCGUUACCACCUGCGUCAUCCUGCCAGCCAUCUUUUUCGUGAAGAUCUUCGGUACCCAGAGGGCACCCCGGCACGAGCUCGCGUUGACUGUGCUAUCCGGCGUGGCCGGCGUGGUGCUCGCCAUUGUGGGAACCAUCGCGUCCAUUAGAAAGCUCGCGCAUUGACCAUUCAGCGUCCGUUGACUGAGUAGGAUUGACUACUUAUCUGGACUGAUUGACUUGACUUCUAACGGUAAUUUUAGACGUAUCGUUUACUAGAGUUGACUAAAGUUGACUGUAGCUUAGCAGGCGACAACAUGAUUUUGUCCUAUGCGAGGAUCAACCAGGGGAGGGAGAGGGCCCAGGGAACAAGAGAGGAAUUAACGUAAAGAGCGUCUUUCCUAGGUAUAGUACUAGUAGUAAUCUGUACACUAGCUACUAUAAAGCUCGCUCGCCUCGUAGAGUAGCUAUGCUAUUUCUCCUUUUGCGAAGAAAAACAACCAACAUUGUCAAGAUCAAUCACGUCAAACAAA